UUGUUUUUGUCAUGCUAGGGUAUAAAGAUUGUAAUUUGUAAAUAUUGAUAUUUAGAGAAGUCUGCAUUUCAGAAAAUAUUGUUGGAGAUAUACAAAUAAAACAAUGGUUCUUCAAAACACAGGAAAGUUUAGAGUUGACAAGAAUGAUCCAAAUAAGAAAGAUGCAGCGGGAACAUCAAGUGGAUCGCGGGAAGAUUCAUCAGAGUCUCGUAUUCGUGCUGCCUUAGAAAAUGACAGAAUUGAUUCCAAAUAUGGUUUUGAUAGAGUAAGAGAUAUGAAAGAACGGACAGGUUUUCUUCUAAAUAUGCAUAUGGCUGAAGUGUUAGAUGAAGAUAAGAGGUUAGUUGCUGCUAUGGAUUAUUACUUUAUAGAAAUGGAUGGCUCUAGGUUUAAAGUAUCACUAACAUUCCAACCGUAUUUCUUUAUAUUGGCCCGAAAGGAAUGUGAGCAAGAAGUAAUGCAAUAUUUAUCUAAAAAGUAUGUGGGAACUAUUCACAAAAUGGAUGUCAUUGAAAAGGAAGACUUGGAUUUGCUCAAUCAUCUCUCUGGAUUAAAACAAUGUUACAUUAAACUUUCAUUCAUGUCUCAAAAUGAUAUGAUGAAAGUGAGAAGAGAGAUUCUAACAGCAGUUAAUAAAAACAAAGAGAGGGAGAAGAAGGAUGCAAUUUAUGCAGAAAUGUUAACAAAUGCGCUGACUAGUAAUGCCGCUAUUGAACAUGCAAAGAAGACAACUGAUCAUAUGGAAAAUAUUUUGGACAUAAGGGAACAUGAUGUACCUUACCACGUAAGAGUUUCGAUAGACUUGAAAAUAUUCUGUGGUACCUGGUACACUGUCAAAUCCAGAGGAACUGAAACCCCAAUAUUCACAAAGAGGGAUGAUUUACUUGAGAGACCGGAUCCCAUUGUUCUAGCAUUUGAUAUAGAGACAACUAAACUUCCACUCAAAUUCCCAGAUUCUCAGACUGAUCAAAUAAUGAUGAUCUCAUACAUGAUAGAUAGUCAAGGAUAUCUCAUUACAAAUAGGGAGAUUAUUUCUACCGAUGUUGAAGACUUUGAAUACACACCCAAGCCAGAAUUUGAAGGACAAUUUAUUAUAUUUAAUGAGCAAAAUGAGCUUGCAUUAAUACAGAAGUUUUUCGAUCACAUAAUGGAUGUGAAGCCCCACAUUUUUGUCACAUACAAUGGUGAUUUCUUCGAUUGGCCAUUUGUCGAAGCACGCGCUGCGAUACUGGGGCUAGAUAUGAAACAAGAGAUUGGGUUCAGCAAGAUGAAUGCAAGAGACGGAACCUAUGCUUGUAGACCUGCAAUGCAUAUGGACUGUCUAUGUUGGGUCAAACGUGACUCCUAUCUGCCUGUUGGUUCACAAGGCUUGAAAGCUGUAGCUAAAGCUAAGUUGCGGUAUGAUCCAGUCGAGCUAGAUCCUGAGGACAUGUGCAGAAUGGCUGCGGAGCAACCACAGGUCUUAUCAAACUACUCUGUAUCUGAUGCUGUUGCUACUUAUUACUUAUACAUGAAGUAUGUCCAUCCGUUCAUAUUUGCUUUGUGUACCAUUAUUCCAUUGGAGCCGGAUGAGGUGUUGCGUAAAGGCUCGGGUACACUAUGCGAGUCGCUACUUAUGGUGGAGGCAUUCCACGCGAAUAUCGUCUUCCCGAACAAACAGGUCGAGGAGCUGAAUAAGCUGACGUCCGAUGGCCACGUGUUGGAAACAGAAACCUAUGUGGGAGGACAUGUGGAAGCACUGGAGUCUGGUGUAUUCAGAGCGGAUAUAAAAUGCAAAUUCCGUAUAGUACCAUCGGCUGUUGAUAAACUGAUAGAAAGCACUGAAAAGACUAUGAAACACGCUAUAGAGGUUGAAGAAGGUGUACCGCUUGAACUUGUGACAAAUUUCGACGAGGUUUGUGAAGAUAUCAAGUCGAAAUUGCAACACAUGCGUGACCAUCCCAGGCGGGAAGAAAACCCACUUAUAUACCAUUUGGAUGUUGGUGCUAUGUAUCCGAAUAUUAUAUUAACAAACAGAUUGCAGCCGUCCGCCAUGGUCAAUGCGAGCACAUGCGCCGUAUGCGAGUACAACAAGCCGGACGCGUGCUGCCAGCGGCACAUGGACUGGAUGUGGAGAGGGGACUACCUGCCAGCGACGCGAAGUGAAUACCAGAGGAUCCAGCAACAGUUGGAGACAGAGAAAUUUCCUCCACUGCAUCCCGGAGGACCCACAAGAGCUUUCCACUCUCUACCAAAAGAGGAACAGGCAGCCUACGAAAAGAAGCGGCUUGCGGACUACUGUAGGGUCGCAUACAAGAAGACUAAGGUGACACGGACUGAGGUGCGAACCACAACUAUAUGUCAGAAAGAGAACUCCUUCUACGUCGAUACUGUCAGGGCAUUCAGAGAUCGUCGCUACGAGUACAAAGCGUUGAAUAAGCAAGCUAAAGCACUGGUGGCGCGUGCCAUAGCCGGCGGAGACGCGGCCGAGAUCAAGUCCGCUAAGAGCCGCGAGGUGCUGUUCGACUCUCUACAACUGGCACACAAAUGUAUCCUCAACUCGUUCUACGGCUAUGUUAUGAGGCGCGGCGCCCGCUGGCACAGCAUGGAGAUGGCCGGCAUCGUGUGUUACACGGGCGCCAAUAUCAUCAUGAGGGCGCGGGAGAUCAUCGAGCAAGUGGGCCGCCCGCUAGAGUUAGACACGGACGGUAUCUGGUGUAUACUGCCUGCAUCAUUCCCGGAGAACGUGACAGUACUGACCACUCAUGACAAGAAGAAGAAAAUCAAUGUGUCUUAUCCUAACGCUGUGCUAAACUCUAUGGUCAAGGAUUACUUCACCAAUGACCAGUACUUUGAGCUCGUAGACCCGACUGAGAAGAAAUACGAGCAGCGUUCCGAAAACUCGAUAUUCUUCGAGGUGGACGGGCCCUACCUCGGGAUGGUUCUGCCGGCCUCCAAAGAAGAGGGCAAGAAACUGAAGAAACGUUAUGCCGUGUUCAAUUUUGACGGCUCCUUGGCUGAGCUGAAAGGUUUUGAGGUUAAACGACGCGGUGAACUGCAGUUAAUCAAGAUCUUCCAAUCGUCAGUGUUCGAAGCGUUUCUGAAGGGAAACGACCUAAAGUCGUGCUACAGCGCCGUCGCCCGGGUGGCUGACUACUGGCUUGAUGUGCUCUACAGCAAGGGCUCCAACAUGCCAGAUUCCGAGCUGUUCGAGCUGAUCUCCGAGAACCGCUCCAUGUCGAAGAAGCUGGAGGACUACGGGGGACAGAAGUCCACCUCCAUUUCUACUGCGAAACGGCUGGCCGAGUUUCUUGGUGAUCAAAUGGUUAAGGACGCUGGAUUGGCUUGCAAGUUUAUAAUAUCCCGCAAGCCAGACGGUGCUCCGGUGACCGAGCGAGCAAUACCGCUAGCGAUAUUCCAGUCGCCCGCGGCCGUGAAGCGGCACCAUCUGCGACGCUGGCUGAAGGACAACACUAUAUCCGAAGAUAUCGAUAUUAGGGAUGUGCUGGACUGGGCCUAUUACAUCGAGCGGCUGAGCGGCGCUAUACAGAAGAUCAUCACUAUUCCCGCUGCCUUGCAAGGGUUAGAAAACCCCGUGCCCCGUGUACAAUACCCAGAUUGGUUGCACAAGAAAAUGAUGGCAAAAAGUGAUAAGUUCAAGACGAGGAAGAUCACGGAUAUGUUCAGCGCUAAGCCUAAGGAGGUGAAAGAAGUAGAUUCUGAUGAUGAAGGUGAUGUUGCUGAAGAUGCAGCUGUGAUGGAUACUGAUAAGAACUUACUGAUGGAUAUGGAAGACAUUGGCAAGGAGGGCUCAAGUAAAGACAUAAGGCCGGUGGUACACAAGGUGAAGCGAAAGAGGGAGCAGUCGCCGGCUAAGGAGUUUGCCACGUGGAGGGAGGCGCUCGGUGCACCACCGCCUUUUGGGACUACUAAGGAAGAACAUCUAGCCUGGAUUGUGUUCCAAAAGAAGAAGUGGAUGUGGCAAAUGGAACAGCGAGGAUUGCGGAACAGAAGUAAAAAAGGUCGAUUAGAUAAAGACGCAGCACUUCCCAAAAAUGUGGGAUCUACCAAUACCUUGGGAGGAUUUAUUAAACGGGCUCAACGGACUUUACUUAACACACCGUGGCAGAUUAUACAGGGACAGACGCUCUGCCCUGCUCUUCGUCUCAGCCGUAUUAUCCCACAGAUGUCGGAGACAGCUGAGGCGGGGUUGUUCCGCGUGUGGGCGCUAGUUGGCUCGGAGCUGCACCAGAUAAAGCUGAGCGUGCCGCGGAUAUUCUACGUGAACCGGCGCGUACCGCUGGCCACCGACAGCGGCGAGUACUGGCGCCGCGUGAGCCGGGUACUGCCUCGUGCGCGACCGGCCAUGCACCUCUACCAAUACACCGUGCCCGAGCGACUGUACAGGGAGCGCUCUCAAGAACUAAUGAGUGAGCUCUCCGCGCCCGAGAUUGAGGGUAUAUACGAAACACAGAUGAGCCUAGAGUUCCGAGUGCUCGUGAAGCUGGGAUGCGUUUGUGCUGUAGACCCCCAGGAAGCAAGAAAAUUAAUACAAUUUGGUUCGAACAACAUGGACACCUUUACAAUUAAUCAGUUGCUGUUUAAAGGCGUCGCGCAUGAACCGUAUUUACAAAGAAAGGAUGGUGUAUCUCCAGUGAAGCACAUAUUCCUGUACCAACACUCGACGCCCAACUCGAGCCGCAGCAUGUGGGCCAUGAUAAUGGGACCUAUUAAGCGGGCCUACAUCUUUGUACAGGACUCUGUCAAAACCAACCAAGUGCCUAAUAUGAACACAUUGUAUUCCGCUGAACGGAUUGCCAAGAUAAACCUUGGAACAGACGAAACCAUUUUGCCCAGCGCUGAAUUGCAUUGGGAGGUGUCUGUAGAAACAGAUUCUCGCGCAGUGUACCGCGGCAUCCAACGCGCUCUGCAGCGGUACCGGGACGAGAAGUGUGGACCCACCAUGUUGGCGCUUCAGAGCACGCUAUCGUCCGCCGCUCUGCUCGCUCUUAUGCCGGUAUUGUCAGAGUUCCCGCUUGUGCCACUGCACGUGCGCGACGUAGAGUCGUUGUACAGCACACUAGAGUGGCAGCGGAUUGGCGCGCGGGCCAUCGUCAGACAUUAUCUCAACCUGGACUCUGUACUCACACUCACCAUCAAACAGUGCAGAUAUUUGGGUAUCCCCGUGGGCAAUAUGCCCGCAGACCCAACGCUUUUCGGCGCAGAUCUCUUCUAUGCGAGACAUCUCCUUAAACACAACUUCGUUCUUUGGUGUUCGAGUCUGGAGCGGCCUGAUCUCGGUGGUAGAGAAAUCGAUGACAAUAGGUUGGUGAGUGAAACCGACGACAGCAGUAGGUGCGUGCACAACGCGAGCGGAGCGUACGGCGGUGUGUGCGUGUCUCUUGAAACGGACGCGCUGUGCGUAUGUGCACUGCUUCAGGCGCAUCAUAUACUGCAGGUGGAAGGAACAAGCGUGGCGACGUCGUUUGGAGCUCAGCACGCUAAUAUUCAGGAUGUUAUGGCCAACACUGGUUCGAACGCCACGCUGAACUACGAUGAGACCGCGCAGUGCAGCGCCGCGUUCAAAGUCCUCCGAACCAUGAUCGCGGCUUGGCUCCGGGACGUCACGGUCUACAAGAACGUCUUCGCCGACUUCCAGAUAUCGCACUUCUACAGAUGGCUGAAGACACCCACAUCUCUGCUUUACGAUCCCGCCCUACGCCGGACGCUGUACAGCCUGAUGAAGAGGUUGUUCCUCAUGCUGGUGGCAGAGUUCAGGCGGCUGGGCUCGCAGAUCGUGUACGCGGACUUCAACAAGAUCAUACUUCACACCAACAAGAGUAACGUCAUGGACGGAAUUGGUUACGUGGAGUUUGUAGUGCAAAGUAUCCGGAAUAAAGAACUGUUCCACGGUAUUGAUAUACGUUACAAAGAGUGCUGGUCACACCUGCUAUGGCUGGACCAGGCUAAUUUUGCGGGCAUACAGGGCAAACUACCGGAGGGACUGGUGGAAGUGGGCUCAUCACAAGUUGCUCAGAGUACUGAAGAAUCGUCCGAAGAUGAAGGUGCAAUAUCGAUGCAAUGGAACCUCGCUACGUACCUUGGUCGUGGAGUGCAGCAACACUUCUACACCGCGGCCGCCGGCUUCCUGAGUGCCGCCCACGCGGAACCAGACCGGCUGCGGGAACUGCUUGCCGGAGAGAUAUCGCAGAAACUAUUCCAGAUAACGGAGAAGAUAAAGAAUCGCAUGCCGACCCUGCGGCUGACCGACAUCGGACCUCAGCCCGGCUUCAAGGCGGAGGUCCUGGAGGGAACCACGCCCGCCCUCUUGUUCGUCAACGCUGUGUGCAAGGUGUUCUCUCUGGACGAAUCGCUUGCCGAACAGGUAACUCUGUUGCGCCGUAACCUAUUGCGACUGAUCGGCGUCGGCGAGUUCAGCCCGCUGGCGGAGUGGCGCGACGCGUGCGCGAGCUGCGUCCUGUGCGAGGUGAUCUGCAAGGCGUGCAACCAUUGCCGCGACCUGGACCUCUGUCUCACUACCGACACGGCGCUGCAGAACAACGUACCGGUAUGUCUGUGCCCCACUUGUGGAACUGCAUACGAGAACCAGGAGUUGGAGUGGAGAUUGAUUGAGAUAUUGAACAGGCGAGCCAUGUCGUACACACUGCAGGAUCUCAUAUGCACCAGAUGUAAUCAGGUUAAAAGAGAAAACUUAUCAAUAGUAUGUGAUUGUGCGGGCGAAUUUAAACUGAUGCUGCCUAUCAAAGAAAUUAAAUCACAAUUAGCAACAUUCAAGACCAUUGCAGAGUAUUACAGGAUGCCUUUGUUAUCAGAGAAUAUUGAAUUUAAUUUAAGCAACAUGUGAUAUUAAAAUAUUUUUGUAUUAA
Messenger RNA from Leptidea sinapis, 6866 nucleotides. RefSeq names its product DNA polymerase epsilon catalytic subunit 1 (gene DNApol-epsilon255). The transcript is spliced from 42 exons. Gene Ontology annotation, cellular component: epsilon DNA polymerase complex; nucleus. The coding region runs from base 104 to 6844 and encodes 2246 amino acids. Lineage: Eukaryota; Metazoa; Arthropoda; Insecta; Lepidoptera; Pieridae. The record is from RefSeq and is a predicted model, not a curated record. Gene Ontology annotation, molecular function: nucleotide binding; DNA binding; single-stranded DNA 3'-5' DNA exonuclease activity. Gene Ontology annotation, biological process: DNA replication; nucleotide-excision repair, DNA gap filling; DNA replication proofreading.